Messenger RNA from Haemonchus placei, 237 nucleotides. NCBI's taxonomy places the organism in Eukaryota, Metazoa, Nematoda, Chromadorea, Rhabditida, Trichostrongylidae. The record is from the annotation of a GenBank genome assembly.
UUGAAGAUACUACCAACGGGUGAACUGCGAGUGGAGCAUUCUCCUAUUGUCCAAUUACCACCUUUCCUCUUCAGGAAGAGACCGACAAAGGGUCUUCUGAAUAUCCGUCUUGCUGGUGUCGACAUGUCUGAAGCCGGGCAGCAAUUCAUUUCGAAGGAUCUACGCUUGAAAAACAAGCCGAUUGUUUUUACUGUUAUCAAGGUUGGUAAAUCGACAAGCUCUGAACAAUCUGCUUGA